GCCGGCGUGACGUCAUAUUCCGGCGACAGUUCUCCGUCUGUGUACAUGUAGAGCCCCAAACGAUUUUCAACAUAGACUUUGCGUUUUUAAGGUAGAAUUUAAAACCAAAUACAUUCUGUGAGUUAUGAACUAUCGGCACGGAAGUGAGAGACGACCUCGCUUAUCCAGACAGUAAGGGGUUGUAGCCAGUCAGCGGUGUUCAUUUGGCAAGUACAAGCUCUGCUACGGUCGCUAGCUAGCAGUGAGCUUAGCUCCUGUAUACCGGAUGUCCAUGCAUUGCGGAUGUUGGUGCAGAAUAAAUGAGCAGUAAUGCGACAGAUUCAACACUGGCAUUGAUUUGAUUCCGUUUGAUUCCGUGUUUCUCAGGCUGAUUUUUGCUGUUUGUUGGUUCUGAUUUUUUAUUUUAUUUUAUUUAUGUAUAUUUUGGUUUAUGAGCUAAUAUUUUACUCCUUAUUUCCAGAUCCGGUUUCCAUCAGAUCUGUCCAUUAUAUCACAUGCCUAUUUUUAAAUAUAACAUUUUUCAUGUUAAAAAAUUUUUUAAUAUCAAUUCGUAUGAGUUCUGAGAGAGGAUCGCACUGAUUUUUCAGUCUAAUAUAUAUUUUUCUAGUAUGUCUGUGCAUUUCCAAUUGGUCCACUUAUGUUGAAAGACAACCUGUGUCCUGUAUAUCAGGGAACAGUUUUCUCUUCAGCUUCACUUCCAUAGCGUUGUCACCCAAGGUAGGAGCAUUGGGGCGUGCCAUGCCCUGUGCACGCUGGGUGAAUCCCAGUCAUGACUAAGUGUGUGAAUGGCGCUCCACUGCCUGUGACCCAUGAGUGAAUAUUAUGAGGAGGGCGGGUUGCUGUACGAGCGCUCGCCUCCCAUGCACAUUAAAGUGGAGUCGCCUGAAGGGGCCUUCGGGGGUCGUGUCUCGGAGGACGGCUUCCCACGCGAAGACGACGACUCCGAGGGCAGCUGCGAUCACGCCGGUCUGCCUUUCAACGUCGUGGUCGUGCAUCCCAACAUUGUUGCUCCUGGAGUGGCUUCUGAUGAAAUGAUACCCAUUCAACAAAACAGAGGUGUUUCAGCAGCACUGGCUUCAGGGGGUGCAGGGAAAAGGAAGAGUAGGUUUAGCGGUGCUGAGCUGGAGGUGCUGGUCUCUGAAGUAACCCGGUGCGAAGGGGAAUUGUUCGGCCCGGCCGGCAGACUCAGGCGGCGUGAGAGAGAGCGAAUAUGGGCCGGAAUCUUGGAGCGUGUGAACGCUGUUUCCCGAGUCCCACGCACCCUUCGGGAAGUAAAGAAACGUUGGGACGACCUGAAGAGGCGCAACGGUGGAAAGCUGGCAGACGCGAGGUUCCGCUCAUGGCUUCCUUCCAGUAGAGGGAGUGCAGUUCUGGGAGGGCCUAGCCAGUUGAGCCCCAGGUUUCACCAAUCCCGACAAAAAUUGAGUACAAGGGGAAAGGCCAGUUUCACCUGUUUGUCUGACACUGAUCCAGUUACAGGAGGAGACGGUUCUGAGAGAGAUGGCUUUGAAAAAGAGGACGAGUCUCAUGAGCAGGACGGUGAUGAAGGAACCAAUUGCGAUGGUGUUGAUAACAGCAUGGACGACAAACUGGGAUUAGGCCUCGGGUUAGGAAUAGUUCCGGCCGCGACGUCUGAACGCUGGCUUCCUCCUUCGCCGCUCUAUAGCGCCCCCUUCCUGAACGGUACUCCUCAGCCAAGCCCAGAACCAUCACUUGGAGCUCAUCACGGCCCCAUUGAUCCUCCUCCUUCACGCACUUCCUGGCUGGAGGAUGAACUCCGGGGACUCGGGGAAGCAGCUGUGCAGCUUGGAGAUCGCCUCGAGCAGAACUUGAGGGAGUUCGGAGAAGGUUUCAGACGCGACAUGCGAACACUCGUGGCCUCACAGGAGGCUCUGACAAUCAGCUUGCAGCAAAAUAAUUUGCUCUUGCAAAGACUUCUGGGUCUUCUGGAAAUGCAGCAGCAGCAGCAAAUGCAGCCUCCGCAGCACCAAAUUCCCCAUCACCAGCUUCCGCAGCGAUCGUCUCAAGAGCAUUUGCAGCAUCAGCAGCAACCAAAUGAUCUCCCACAGCAAAUUUUAUCCCAAGAGCUCGAACAACAAAUCCCCCAAAAUGCAAGUGAACAAAUAUCAACGGCUGCUACGUCUGUUCCGCUACCCCCGGAUAUUUUAGAUGGUACUUCCCAGCCUGAAUCAGCUACUGAGAUGAACGUCCAGAGGCCAUGUCGAGGAAGACCAGGAGACCACAGACGGAAGCGAAGACAUUAGAGAUGUAAAUUGUUCUAAAAUGCUGUUUGUUUCUACAGAGGUUUUUUAUGAAGGUGGGCAGUAGAGUACGGAAAGGUCUUGCCAUAUAAAAACAUUUUGCCUGUUGAAAAUAUUAAUGAUGAUAAAUCAAUGGGUUAUUCUGUGUUAAAUAGCUGUGGAUUUGUUCAAAAUUCGUUUGCAGAGCACUGCAUGGGAUGUGGUUUUUUUUUAAUUUUUUUUUACUGUAAAAAAAAAAAAAGGGCUGGGAUUGGGAACUUGUGUGAUAAAAGAUUGACAAACGAUAGACACGGUAAGGAAGAGGUAUAGUUACAGAACUGGGAUGUGACGUAUGUCUAACUAGGUUGGGGUUUUAUAGUUUUACAUGACGGUCCUCUAUUUUAUUCAGUUAUUAUCCAGUUUAUUAGGAACACUUGCACCUCCAUGCGUUUAUCACAUCAGGCAAUCAUGUGCCAUCAGAACAGUGUAUAAAAGCAGGCAGAUACGAGCCAACAGCUUCAGUUACUGUUCCUAUAGAUUAGAAAGGGGGGAAAAAAAACUUGAUCUCUGUGACCUUAAGCAGUUUUUAGGCGUAAAAUGGCUGGUUUGAGUAUUUCAGAACCUGCUGAUCUUUUAGGAUUUUCUCACGUGAACAUUUCCAGAUUUUCUUUAGAAAAGUGAGAAAAUAAAAAACAUCGCAGGUGCAGAGGGUCUGCAGGUUGAAUCCCUUUUUGAUUAUGGAAUUAAGAGUAAAAUGACCAGACUGCUCUGUAGUACAUUAUAAUUUUCUAUUGUGGAGAAGACUACACGAAGGUCUACUUCUAGAAGAAGCAUCUGAAUCAUUCAAGUCUGGUGAAAGUGUUUGACUGUCCAAUUACUGUUCUGUAAAUCCGUGCCCACCAUAGCUUUAGAUACCUACUUUUGACUGACCAGAGUGGAACCCAGUGUGAUCUGCAGUUUCCUAUCUAUCUUAAGGUUUGAUUUAUUGUGCAUGCUCACCAUGUUUGAAUAUCUGAGCUCCUUUGUCUCCUCCAACCUCUUUUAGCAAAAAAGGUGUUUCCAUUUACAAAACUGUUGUUUUCCUAAAUCUUUUGGACGUUUUACAUCUUUCUUCAUAAAGAGGUUGCUGUGUGUGAAAAUCCUACAAGCAGUUUCUGAAAUACUCCAACCAGCAGCAUUGGCACCAACAACCAUGCCACAGUGAUCAAGCUUUUCAAACAGGUCCUUGACCUGCAUCUGCCGGAUCUUGUGCACUGCACUGCUGCCAAAUGUCUUCUUUUAGAGAUUUGCAAAUGUUCCUAAUAAAGUGGGCAGUUAAAUUAA
This is a messenger RNA of Silurus meridionalis, 3563 nucleotides long. RefSeq lists its product as uncharacterized. Bases 810 to 2264 code for a protein of 484 amino acids. The record is from RefSeq and is a predicted model, not a curated record. Lineage: Eukaryota; Metazoa; Chordata; Actinopteri; Siluriformes; Siluridae. The transcript has 3 exons. Gene Ontology annotation, cellular component: nucleus.